AAUGACCAUUCUGUAGAGGUUCGUAGGCGAGGCUCCAAAGACCUCCUGAAAGUGUGUGUUCUGCUGGACCGAGGCCAGAGAGAGAGGAAGGAAGAAGAGGGAAAGCCCACCCCUCCAAAUAUCUACGACACGCCAUAUGAGGGAGGGCUGGAAGGCGACCGUGAGGGCGUGUGGAUCCCUGUCACACGGCCAGAGUCUGAUGUCCGUCCCGCUGGAGAGUACGAACUGCCCUGGGAGUGGAGAAAGGAGGACAUUGUCAGAGCGCUGUCAGCUCAGUUUGAGGCAGUGGAUUGUUCUCCCAGUAAAGAGAACGGUUCAACCUCCGGCCGCCAGCAGCAGCAGCAGCCACAACAACAACAACAACAACACACCCUGAGGCAGAAGAACUGGAACCUUAAAACACUUGUACCAUCUUCUCCAUCCUCCUCUUCUUCUCCCUCCUUUCCCUCCUCUCCUAUUCUCAAACUCUCCCCUCUCACACCACCAUCUCCCUCUUUCCCCACUCUCAAACUCUCACCAAUCUCACCCUCUUCUAAUCCUAACAAACUAUCCCCUCCAUCUCCUACCUCCCCGAAUACCCCACUGGAUGGGGAGGCAGCCAAAGUGGACCCCAGCCUACCCCUGGAGAAGCAGAGCUGGUACCAUGGCAGUGUGAGUCGGCAGCAGGCUGAGGCUCAGCUGCAGCGCUGCAGGGAAGCCAGCUUCCUGGUGAGAGACAGCGAAUCAGGGACCAGCAAGUACUCCAUCGCUCUGAAGACCAGUCAGAGUUGUGUGCACAUCAUUGUGGCCCAGACUAAGAGCGUUAAGGGCUUGGGCUUCACCCUGGAUCAGAGUAGCUGUGUCUUCUCCAGUAUCCCUGAGCUGGUGCAUCACUACUGCACACACAGACUGCCUUUCACUGGAGCAGAGCACAUGACCCUGCAGCAUUCUGUGCCCAGGCCACACUGAACAUGCGUAAAAAGGACAAACAAACACACUGGGACAUAAAUACACAUGCGCGGAGGCAUGUAUUACACAUUUAUGCACAAAUGCACACAGACACAUACAUUAACUUGUUAAUACAUGAGUGUACGCACAUACGCAAAGGCAUGCUGCUUUGGAUUUGUCACUGUGCACAACCUUAAUAAGUUUAUGUUUGUAUCUCUUCCAAUGCGCAACCUAGUGGUCAAAGUCAUACAUUACAAUAACCAUUUAUCACAUUGUUAUAGUGCUAAUUGUUUCCAAACUAAAAAUCCACAAAACACACAACCUACUGAAUGUACCAUCACUUCUGCUACAGCCUGGUGUAUUUGCCCCAUUGUUUUGUCCAUUGAUCCUUCACAAACCAUACUCAGUACAACGCAAACCAAAUAGAUUUCUGUAAUACCUGAAGCAAUGCACAUGAAGCACUGCAUUUACUAUAACCAAUCUGAUAUUUAAACCAAGUGGAGAGGUUUAUAAUCUCGUCAUGGGAUGCCCUUACACUGAGGUGCUGACAUCAUCUAUUAGCACCGUGCCAUCUAGUUAGGUGUGGUCUGUGAGAUCAAUACACUUGAUUGAAGUAUAUUCAUUCAUCCAUCUAACAUGUCAAUCAGCCUAUUGAUCUAUUCUGAAAAUCAGGCUCAUUUGCCAACCACUCUGUCUGUCAGGAGAAAAAGCUAUAUUGAUUAGAUGAUUAGAAUUAGUGUAGUGGGAGGGGUCUUAUAACAGUACAGUGCCCUGUCAGCAAAAUGUUACAAGUGUUUGUAAGUGUGGAAAAUAAAUGUGAGUCAUCAUGUCCAUGCACGUGCCUUCACUGUAAUCUAAAGGUUAUGUUACUUUAUUGUGAAUGAACUGACCUUUGCCCUAAAAUGUACCUAUGCCUAAAUGAUGUACGUAUGAAGUGAUUGUUGUAUAUUGUCAGAUUCUUUUUUUGCAUCAACCACACAGUGAUGUGGGCUGUAUAUUAUUGUUGUAAGACGUUUAUUCAAUAAAUAAAAUAAAAUUCAUAUUAACUGUA
Molecule: messenger RNA, 1978 nt
Organism: Morone saxatilis (striped sea-bass)
Lineage: Eukaryota; Metazoa; Chordata; Actinopteri; Moronidae
Product: SH2 domain-containing adapter protein E-like
Molecular function (GO): phosphotyrosine residue binding
Source: RefSeq, a predicted model, not a curated record